Messenger RNA from Caenorhabditis auriculariae, 383 nucleotides. The record is from the annotation of a GenBank genome assembly. Lineage: Eukaryota; Metazoa; Nematoda; Chromadorea; Rhabditida; Rhabditidae.
AUGAGGUGCAAAAGCGGAGGUGGCCGAUCGGAUGUUGCCGUUUACGUGGUUCGCGAAGCCUUUACCCGACGAGAAGAACAAUUGAAUGAGUGCAGGCAAGAAGAUGGGUGGUGCGAGUGGAAGCAGUUUCCUCGGAACUUACUUCAUCCCGAGGAAUGGCCUUGCCGUCGGAAUUGGCCGCGUGGCUGUUAGUUGGACUCUCCAGGUUCGGUUUGGAGCGACUCUAUCUGGCUUACUCUCGAAAGAAGAAGAAACUUUUUCCCUCAGGCAGAGUAAGAAUAAAAAAAAAGUCCUUGAGAUUGAGGGGAUCACCAUUUGGUUUUUUUGCUGUUAAGUACCCGAAAUUGGAUCAAGCUCAACAAAAGCUUGCGGUCAAGUUCUGA